CUCUCUCUCUCUCUCUCUCUGGAUCCAGAAUCACAUGGGCCAAGCUUGAAGAUGUCGACGAUCGAGAAGCAGUGGCUGCAGAUCUUCGAGAGGCAGCGAUGGGUCAUCAACCAGGCCAAGCAGCAGGCCUUCCUCUUCGACCAAGACCUCGCCUCCAAACUCAUCAUUGCCGGAAUUACCCCUCCUCCUUCUCUCUUCUCCUCCGACCCCGACGUGGUGAACCAACAUGAGCUGAUUUCAGAAGUUCCGUUCCCUCGCACGUGGCGUGUGAUUCCUUUUACUGGGAUUGAUUUCUGUGGAUUUGACAAGCCAGUUGCUACAGGUCACUACAGGCAGGUGACAAAUGGUUUGUCCGCCGAACAUUGUGGGGUGAACAAAGAUUUUGAUGUAGGACGCAAUGUAUUGGAUUUGCCACACUUUCCAAUUAGUGAUGCAGGAUGCGCCUCCAAUGGUGUUUUUCAAGAUCAUCAAGAAGAGGAUCCUAGUGUCACGUCUCCUGAAGAUGAGAGGAAUGUAUUAGUCUCAGAUGCCUACCAGGAUUCAGCUUUACAACUGGCUAGAGAUGCAGGAAAGGAGGUAUCAGCUUUGCCACAGGGUCACAUUAGAGAUUCUGGGGGUGCCUCUAGUGGUGUUCUACAAGAUCAGAGAGAAGAGAAGCCUGGUGGUACAUAUCCUGGAGGUCAGAGGGAUGCAGUAUAUACCCCGAAAGUCAGUAAUGGUGGAUGCGCAUCCAAUGGUGUCAAUCAAGAACACAGAGAAGAUGACCCAACAGUAAAGUCUCCUGAAGAUGAGAGGGAUGCAAGAGUGUCAAAAGUUUACCAUGACUCAGCUUUUAGACCGGUUAGAGGUACAGGAGAGGGUGUAUCUGUUUCGCCACAGUGCCAUAUUAGUGAUGCUGGGUGCGCCUUUGAAGGUGUUAUAAUAGAUCAUAAAGAAGAAAAUCCUGGCUGUACUUCUCCUGAAAGUCAGAGGGAUGUACAAAUGGUAUGUCUCCCGGUGAUCAGUAAUGGUGGAUUUGCCUCCAAUGGUGUUACUCAAGAUCAUCGAGAAGAUCCCAGUGUUACGUCUCCUGAAGAUGAGAUGGAUGCAAAAGUCGCAGACGUACACCAUGACUCAGCAUUAACACCGGCUAGAGGUACAGGAGAGGGGGUAUCAGUUUCAUCACAGUGCCACAUUACUGACAUUAGUGAUGCUGGGUGUGCCUGUGAUGGUGUUGUACAAGAUCACAAUGAAGAAAAUCCUGGUCAUAUGUCUCCUGAAGAUAAGAGGGAUGCAAUAAUGUUAGACAUUUACCUCGAUUCAGCUCUUUCACUGGCUAGAGUUCAAAGAUCCAAGUCAAGACAAAGGGCUCUGGCAAUUCGAAACAGUGCACAGAAAAGCUUUUCACAGGACAAGGACAAUGUUGAUGGUUAUGCUGGUGAAACUAUCAAGUGCCUGAUAUCGACCCCACAAUCUGAAUAUGUCGAUGAACUGAAUGAGAAUCAUUCUGUAGUGGACAAACCAAAGAUGGGAGAAUUGCAAAGUAAGGAAAAAGGUUCUCGCAGCUACUCUGGUAGAAUUACUAGAUCUAAAAGCUCUGCCCAUCUGGAGAACUCUGUAAAUGCCAGUAGCUCUCUGUGUAUUAGCAAGACAAGUGAUGGUAUAGCUGUUGAUUCUACUGGCAAAUCAAAACAGCUUUCUAACCAUGUUAUUCACCCACUGGAAUUCGUAAGUUUCUCUCAUAUAACUAAUGGCAAUUGUCGAGAGGAGGAAUUAGUGUCUGCAGACUGCUUAAGCAUGGAAGAGCCAAUUGUUGAGAAAGAUUACAUGUCUGCAAACUUGAAAAGAGAAGAAUACACUCCAAAGGCUGUGCAAGAAGUCACAGGUCAUUCAAUCUCUAAGCAUGAUGCUGGGAACUCAAUUGUCUGUAGGAGUCCUGUUGAAGGAACACAUCUAAAUGAGGAUCAUCAAAUGAUAGGGACGUCUGGAUCUUCACCUGAGGCACAGAGGAAAGAGGGUGGAAUGAGUCUGGAAUGGGUGGAUACUAGUCCAAAUGCUCCAUUUACUUAUUUGCAUGAAGUAAAUGAGCCAUCAUUUUCAAGUAUGAUUCAGCAGGCUGCUGGACAUUGUCAUGAUUCUUUGCUGGAAGAAACAAGAGCGCCACAUCCAACUAGAAUUAGUAUCGAUGGAGGAAGCCACGGCGUAAAGGAGAACCCAGUUGCUCUUCUGCGGGAUAAUUUAAGAAUAGAAACUACUGAAGACUUGUCUUUUGCAGGAAAGACCUUGCAGGCAAAGAGAUCUGAUUUUGGAGGCCCCAGAAAAUCAUCAGAAUUGUCUGAUAGUGCUCCACAUGUUACUUCCUUGCAAUAUGAAAAUGUUGCUGAAUUGAAUGACAACCAAUCCAAAGUGGUUGAACAAAAGAUUGGAGAAGUUCAAAUCAAGGAAGAAGGCACUGUCAUGCACUCGGGCAGAAUGACUAGAUCUAGAAGCUCAGGCCGUCAGAAGGCCUCUCUAAUUGCCAGUAGCUCAGCCUACAUUGGCAGAACAAAUAGUGGUAUGGCUGAAGAUGUUAAUACUAUGGAACAGUCUUGCUCAAAAGGAUUGUCUACUCUUGCUAGUAAGAAGGGGAUACAGGGCAGUUCAUCAGUAAAAAUGCCUCUUUCCUUCAUGCCUGUGGAAAAGAUACUAGAAGAAGGAAUGACCAUCCCUGCCCAUGGAAACUGUGACUCAACUCUGGAAACGAAUUUUCUGGGCAAUUGUGAAGUUUCAGCUGAAGAAGUGGAGGUCCAGAGCAGUUUAGUCGAAGGCGUUGAAGACCAGUUCAGUGAAUCUAUAAGAUUGUCAAAUGACAAUGCGAUCUCAUCAGUAAAAGAUCCAUGUGAUGCUUAUACGGAAGCAAUUGUUAAUACUUUUCUAGAAAGCGGGAAAACUCUGAAACAUAAAUGUUUUCUGCAAGAUGAUCAAACUCCCUUGCCAGUAGGCUGGGGUAAUUUAGUUCAUAGCCUGGUAAAAGAAGUAAGUGGGUCAAAGGCUGCCAAACCGGGGUUGGUGUUAGAUGAGUGCGCAAUGGAUUUUAAUGCCCUCUGUGAUUCUCACAAAUCAACAGAUGUUGAUCAUGCUGUGGUGUUUGGGUCUGGUUCCCCUAGGAUCCUAGAUGCAGUGAAUCUAGAACUUGAGAACCCUUAUGCUACUUCUAGGGAUGAACUCAGGAGUAACUUGGCUCAGUCAACUUUAAAUGCACACAUUUCUCCAGGAUAUUUACAUAAUGCCAGUGAGGACAGAGAGGUAGGCUUUUCGGAACCAACUGAAGGCCAGACUGCAGAUAACUCCAAAGGAAGAAGUAUUUGCUAUUCUAUGGAUGACAUAUCACCUAAUCUUAAACGAAGAAAGAUUGAGGAUAAAAGAGUUCAUGACUUGUCUACUUCAGUAGCCUUGAGAGAAGAGGUUCUUCAUUCUUUCAAAAAGGAUUCUAUAUGUGCAAACUUGGAAAGGGAAGAACAAAGUCCAACUGCUUUACAACAAGUCCAAGGGCGUUCAAUUUCCCAGGAGGCUGCUGUGAGUAGGACUCAUGCUGAAGAAAGACAUCUAAAUGGGGAUCAUAUGGUAGACAGUUCUCCAUCUUUAUGCCAUGCACAGAAGUUAGAGGGUGGAAUGGGUUUGGAAGGGGUGGAUAUUAGCCCAAAUGCUCCGUUCACCUUUUUGCAUGAAGAAAAAGAAGCAUCAGUUUUCUCGAGAUUGAUCAUGCAGGCAGUUGGUGAUCCUCAAGCUUCUUUGCUGGAGGAAGCAGGAGUACCACUUCCAUCUAGCAUUAACACUGAUUGUGGAGGCCAUUGCUUAAAAGAGGACCCACCUUAUCUUCCUCUUCAGGAUGAUCUAAGACUAGAACAUGCUGAAGAUGUGUCUUAUGCUGGAAGAACCUUGCUUGCAAAGAGAUUUGAUUUUGGAGGGACCAGUAAGUUCACAGAAUUGUCAGGUAGUGCUCCACAUGCUAAAUCCAUGGAUUUGACUAUUGCUGAUGAUGCAAUGCCUGUACUUGAGGGGUUUGUUAUAAGAACAGAUGAUGAUCCACAUAGCAUUGCUAAAGAGGGAAUGAGCUUUGAAGAAUGGAACCUUCCAAACUCAGCAGUAGAACGGGCCAGUAUUCUACAGCAGCUUUGCAAAUCUGCUUGCAUGCAAACUCCUGUAGCCUAUUCUUCAGCUUCCUAUAAGUUGCACAAGGUUCAAACUCUACGGCAAUCUGUUCCAACUGGGGUUGUGGAGCAUGUAGAUAUGAGGACCACGUUUCCUUUUAAUGAUAAUGUUAAGCAAUCAAAGGAUGGUAAUAGCUGUUGGACUGAGGAAGUUGGCCCAGCCUUUUAUGAAAGAUCUUAUUCUGAUUGCCAACCAAUUCAUAGUGGUCAAUCUGGUUGGGAUAAUAAGAAACUUUAUUCGUCUCCUGUUGGGAAAUUUUGGAAUAGAAUUGCUUCAAGCUCCAGUAGUUCGGGGAAGCGAGUGAGCUCAAUCCCAGAGCUUGCCUGUAUUAGUGAAGAAAAUGAGAAUACAGAUGAGCUAGCGGAUACAUUUCAAGAUGGCAUUGUGUCAGAAAUGUUGGGCUGUUCUCCCAAAAGGCCACCACUUGCAGACAUUACAGAAAUCCCUAACCUUCCCGCUUCAUUUUCUAAAGCUCUGCCCCACACUGAUAGAUUUAGUAUAGAUUCUGUAAACACUGAAUUUAGUUUUACAGGGACUCAUAAGAGCAUAAAAAAGAAGCCUGGAAUCCAAAACAGCACUAGGAGAAGAUAUAACAAUAAGGAGAACCAGAGUAUAUCACGAGGAACAAAGGAUAUUAAAAGGCCCUCUGGAUCGCUUCAGAAUAGUUACAGCAAGCCAAAGUUAUCUGAAAGAGCCAAUUUGAGAAAAGGAGGCCCUAGUUUGGCAGAGCUGGAGCCUAAGCGUAACAAUAUUGUAUCAAAUAUUACUUCCUUUAUUCCACUUGUGCAACAAAAACAAGCUGCUGCAGCCUUGCCAGGAAAGAGGGACAUCAAAGUGAAGGCCCUGGAGGCUGCUGAAGCUGCAAAGCGUCUUGCAGAAAGGAAAGAUAAUGAACGUAAGAAGAAAAAAGAAGCUAUGAAGGUUGAGCGAGCAAGAGUGGAGCAAGAGAAUUUGAAAAAAUUGGAGCUGCAGAGGAAAAUGAAAGAAGAAGAGAGGAAGAAAAUUGAGGCUGAUAUGGCAGCAAAGAAGAGACAGAGGGACGAUGAAGAUAAAAAGGAGAAGCAAAUGAAAAGGAUGCGUGUUGAAGAACGACGGAGGGAACAGAGAGAACAUGAAGAGAAGACACGUGCGGAAAAAGUAAAGAAACGACUAAAAUGUCAAGCCAGUGAUGGAAGAGGAUUCAAGAUCAAGGAACCAAAACACAAUACCCUGCAUAAGAAAAUGGACGAAGAAAUAGAACAUGAUACUCUCAGGAGCAUUUCAGAGACUGAUCCUAGGAGUUCUUGUGUUUCAGCAAAUAAUGCCAGAGGAACUGCUGUCCAUGAAGAGUACAAUAAGGGCUUCACUGAUGUUGAGCUUAAGGAAGAGGUACAGGGUAAUUCAGACAAACACACAGAAAAUGAAAAAUUGGUUGUGAAGACAAGUCGAGAACAGUCUUAUGAUAUCUCUCCAUACAAAGAAUCUGAUGACGAAGACGAGGAAGAAGAUGAUAAUUUACCAAAUAAUAAAUUUAUUCCUUCAUGGGCAAGCAAAAAUUGCCUGUCUCUUGUUGCUCCUCGCCAGAAUGGAAUUGACCCGGAGGGGAUAUUCUGUCCGGAAAGCUUUCCCUGCGUAUCUGAAGUUCUGUUGCUUUAAACAUUUCAACUACAGUAGCGGGGAACUAAAUCACAUUGGAAUUUUGCUAAACUCUAUUCAAUAUACCAUUUCGUCAAUGAGAGAGAUAGUUUUUGGAUCAAGAAGAGAUUUUCCAAGACUUGUUAUGCGAAGAGAUUUUGAGCAAAUGAUCCCUUUAGGUCAAUAUUGUAGAACUAUUCUGAUGUACAGGAAUCUGUUGUAAUGUGAUAUCAGAUAUGGUGCAGAAUAAUUGUAGUUAAGAAGUAACAAGUUGCCAAGUUCCAUUUUCUGUAUGGAAAGGGCAAC
Molecule: messenger RNA, 6090 nt
Organism: Argentina anserina (silverweed cinquefoil)
Lineage: Eukaryota; Viridiplantae; Streptophyta; Magnoliopsida; Rosales; Rosaceae
Exons: 10
Coding region: 52-5805 (1917 amino acids)
Source: RefSeq, a predicted model, not a curated record